AGUAAAAACGCAUUCGUUUUAUUUCUCUGAUCGACAGAUCUGAAAUCUGCGUGAUGUCCGCGGCGCUGCGGCGUGUUAAACUCAGACCUGUAGAUGUUUUAGUGAGGUUUUCUUGUGGCUCUGUAUGAAAGAUAUGGAUUGUCAUGUCAUUAAUUACAAUGCAACACAUGUACAGAACACGGUGGCUGCCUGAAGUGACGGAGUUCUGCCUACACGAGCUGCUAGCUUGAGGACAUCAUUUGGACCAGAGUGACUCCUCUUCACUCUAUAUGCUCUUCGGCAGCGUCACUCGUCGCCGUGUGCGCCAACAUGGCGGCUCCUGUCCCCGGCAGAUGUGGCUUCUACCUGGAGAAGAAGAAGCGGUUCUGUAAGAUGGUCGUGGCCAAAGGGAACAUGUUCUGUGGAGAACACGGCAACAUGGAGGAGGGAAACCACAGCCGGAGGAUCGUCUGCCCGCUCGACCCCAAACACACGGUGUGUGAGGAGCGACUGGACAAACACCUGAAGAAGUGCAACUCCAGACAGAAAGCCACACCUGUUUAUUAUGUGAAGGAUGUGAACGCUGGAGCAGCAGAGCCGGACGAGCCGGAGCAGCAGGUUCCUCUGUGUCGGCGCAGCAGGGCGGAGCUCCAGGCGUUGCUGGACAAACUGAACGAAGCGGCGACAGGGCUGCAGGUGGCGCUGCAGGACAGCGUCCUGUCUCACUCCGCCCUGCAGGACGAACUCAACAACCCACAGAACGGAGACGCCGCCCGCAAACACCUGAAGCAGCAGGCGUCCAUCCUGGGCAACAUGGCGGCGCUGCGGCUGCUGGGCGGCGGCCGCUGCUUCGUGGAGUUCGGAGCAGGAAGAGGGAAACUGUCCCACUGGAUCCACGAGGCGCUGAGGAGCUGCCAAGACUCCGCCCACUUCCUGCUGGUGGAGAGGAGCAGCACGCGCUUCAAGGUCGAUGGGAAAAACCAGGACGCUGUGGCUCGGUUUGAGAGGCUGCAGGUGGACAUCCAGCAUCUGGACCUGAGUAAGGUUCCUCUGCUGCGGCAGGAGAGGGUUCCGGUGGUCGGAGUCGGGAAGCAUCUAUGCGGAGCGGCGACAGAUCUCGCUCUCCGCUGUUUGUUUGAGAGAAACGGGGCGAGCGAGGCCGCCGGGCCGCCGAGCAAACGCCCCAAACCCUCUGAGACGAGAGCCGACCCCGGACCCGGCCCGGAACCAGGCUCAGAUGCGGGAGCGGGACGUCCCGCCGCGGACGGCGAGCUGGCGGUGUGCGGCCUGGCGGUGGCGCUGUGCUGCCAUCAUCGCUGCGAGUGGCGUCACUACGUGGGGAAAGACUUCUUCCUGCAGAGAGGCCUGGGAGCCGCCGACUUCAACGCCUUCUGUCGCAUGUCCAGCUGGGCCACGUGCGGCCAGAGACCGGCCAAUCAGAGCUGCCCGCCUCAUCUUCCCACCAAUCAGAGGAGCGAUGCGGAGGAACACGAGGCGGCGGAGGAAACGGAGCCGGACCCCCUCGGCGGCUUCCUGUCGGCGGAGCGCCGCGAGGCUGUCGGCCGUCUGUGCAAACGUCUGAUUGACGGCGGGCGGCUGGACUUCCUGCGGAGGCGGGGCUUCACCGGCAGACUGAGCCGCUACUGCAGCUCCCAGCUGACCCUGGAGAACGUCUUACUGACCGCCGUGCCCACCGCCGCCGCUGGCACCCCGCCUCACUCACCUGCAGCACCCGGCUCACCUGCAGCACCUGGCUCACCUGCAGCACCCGGCUCACCUGCAGCACCCGGCUCACCUGCAGCACCCGGCUCACCUGCAGCACCUGAGGAGAUGUCCUGAUGGAGAAGCUGUUUGGUUUUUGUUGUGUUGAGCAGAAACUCAGAGACGCAGUUCGUCUUUUCUGUAUAAAAGUCUUUUAUUACCUGACAGGUCAGAGUCACAGUGGAGCUGGAAGCUCCGCCCCAUUUUCCUCCUCAACAAACCGUUUAGCUACAACAGGUUUCACAGCUCAGAGUCACAGUGGGAGUUUGUGGCUGAAGCAGCCGCCUUAUAAUGUCUAACAAAGUCCUCCACACUCAGAAACCACACAGCUGAUGAUUGACUGUGGAAAGCAAAAUGCUUCCCCGGGGACUAUUUUCCCAG
Messenger RNA from Myripristis murdjan (pinecone soldierfish), 2121 nucleotides. RefSeq names its product tRNA methyltransferase 13 (gene trmt13). The transcript is spliced from 11 exons. Gene Ontology annotation, biological process: tRNA methylation. The record is from RefSeq and is a predicted model, not a curated record. Bases 310 to 1818 code for a protein of 502 amino acids. NCBI's taxonomy places the organism in Eukaryota, Metazoa, Chordata, Actinopteri, Holocentriformes, Holocentridae.